This is a messenger RNA of Epinephelus lanceolatus (giant grouper), 2067 nucleotides long. RefSeq lists its product as uncharacterized. The record is from RefSeq and is a predicted model, not a curated record. Gene Ontology annotation, biological process: regulation of transcription by RNA polymerase II. Gene Ontology annotation, molecular function: DNA-binding transcription factor activity; RNA polymerase II cis-regulatory region sequence-specific DNA binding. Lineage: Eukaryota; Metazoa; Chordata; Actinopteri; Perciformes; Serranidae.
UAACACUUCUGGAUUUUUAUUUUGAAGCCUAUGAACUCAUCUCUACCGGAAGCUGUACUCUUUACUGUUGCGAACGUCACACUGUUUGAUCAAUAUGGUGUCUGGUAAAAAGGUGUGUUAGCAGAGUGUCUUUGUUGUGUUUUUACAGUGUGAACAUGUCUAAAGUCCAAAUGCUGAGAUCGUUGGUGAAGCAGCGACUAACUGCGGCUGCCGAAGAGAUAUUUGGGCUGGUUGAAAGAACGAUAGCAGAGUACGAGGAGGAACUUUGUCGAUCAAAAGAGGACAACGAGCGACAACGGAAACUACUGGACGCUGUUUUCAACCCUCAGCUUCGGUUACACAGAGCAGACGUCCAGCAGCUGUCGGUGGUUAAAGAAGAGGUUCCCCCUGAGCAGCAGGAGUGGAGCUCCAGUGUGGACCAGGAGGACCCAGAGCCUCCACACAUUAAAGGGGAACAGGAGGAACUCUGGAUCAGUCAGGAGGGAGAGCAGCUUCAAGGGCUGGAGGAGGAUGAUAUCAUCAAGUUCACAUUCACUCCUGUCCCUGUGAAGAGUGAAGAUGAUGAAGAGAAACCUCAGUCCUCACAGCUUCAUCAAAGACACACUCAGCAGAUAAAGACAGAAGUGGAAGAAGAGGACUGUGGAGAAGCAGAACCAGCCAGGAAUUCAGAUUUGGAUAGACAUUUACAAGCAGAGACUGAUGACAGUGAUGGUUGGAUGGAGACCAGAGAACCUCAGUCAGGUUUAAACUCUCUGAAAAAUGAUGAAGUCCUUGUCAGUGAUUUGAUUGUUGAUGAGAAACGAUUUAGCUGUUCUGAGUGUGGGAAAACCUUUGGUCACAGAAGAGAUCUGAAGAGACACAUGAGAUCUCAUACAGGAGAGAAACCAUUUAGCUGUUCUGAGUGUGGCAAAAGAUUUGGUCGUAGUGGAGUUCUAAAGGAGCACAUGAUAUCUCAUACAGGAGAGAAACCAUUUAGCUGUUCUGAAUGUGGCAAAAGAUUUGGUCGUAGUAGAGUUCUGAAGCAACACAUGAUAUCUCAUACAGGUGAGAAACCAUCUAGCUGCACUGAGUGUGGGAAAAAUUUUAGUCAUAGUGGAAUUCUGAAGGACCAGGAGAGCUCUCAUACAGGAGAGAAACCAUUUAGCUGCUCUGAAUGUGGGAAAAAAAUUAGUCAUACGGGAGGUCUGAAGGUACACGUGAGAUCUCAUACAGGAGAGAAACCAUUUAGCUGCUCUGAGUGUGGGAAAAGAUUUGGUUACAGUGGAGAUCUGAAGAAACACAUGAGAUCUCAUACAGGAGAAAAACCAUUUAGCUGCUCUGAGUGUGGCAAAAGUUUUGGUCGUAGUGGAGUUCUGAAGAAUCACAUGAGAUCUCAUACAGGAGAAAAACCAUUUAGCUGCUCUGAAUGUGAAAAAAAAUUUGGUCUAAAGUUAAAUUUGAAGAAACACAUGAGAUCUCAUACAGGAGAGAAACCGUAUGGCUGCUCUGAGUGUGGCAAAAGCUUUGGUCAAAGUGGAGAUUUGAAGAGACACAUGAGAUCUCAUACAGGAGAAAAAACAUUGAGCUGCUCUGAGUGUGGCAAAAGCUUUGGUCAAAGUGGACAUUUGAAGACGCACAUGCGAACGCAUACAGGAGAAAAACCGUUUAGCUGCUCAGUUUGUGGGAAAUCAUUUACACAAAAUGGAAAUUUACAUUCACACAUGAAAAUUCAUGCGGGAGAAACGUGAUUAAGCUGUUCUGUCUGAAAAAAAAAUCUGAUUUUCAAAACACUCAUGACUGACUUUAAAUUUAUGUAUUUACUUACUCACCAAGAUCAGUCUUGUACAGCCAGGGGGAGUAUUUCCCCUCUGUCAACCAAGCUGGGUCAAAACCUGUUAUCUGUGUCUCAGACCACAUUGCCUUGACCUGUGGGGUGCCCCAAGGGUCAAUCCUGGGACCCUUUCUUUUCAAUCUCUACAUGCUGCCUUUAGGCCAGUUAAUACAAAGUAAUAAUGUGUCUUACCACAAUUAUGCAGACGACACUCAGAUCUAUGUCUCACUGACAGCAGGUGAAUAUGGGCCAGUGGA